AUGGAGAUUUCCGAGGCGGAGAUGCAGAAAAAAGCACAAGCGGUUCUUGAUGGUGUUUUGCAGCGUGUCUCUCGCAUCCUCAACGAGCGUGCUGGGCAGCCUGCAGAGGAGGAGCCAGAGGCAGAAAUGGACGAUUUCGACCCGAAUGAUCCAGACCUACUUCUGCGACCAUCUGACAACAUACUUACACGAAGAGAUUCCAGGUGCAUCAUUAUGGAUGCCUUCGAGCUUGGGCGUGAAUUUCCAGAGGUUGACAUCGACCCACGGUUGGUCUUCGACAAUCCCACCAUAGAACAGCUUUCACAGGCAAUUGUGGACUUGCCAAAGACUCAGAGGACGAAGAGCCUCGAAAGUCAGAGCACCGCACAUCCGCAUGCCGGUCAUGACAUGGCGCCCUUUACACAGCUCACUGCGGGAGCGGUGGCUGUCGUGUCGACCCCCUACAGGGGGAUCGACGCCUCAGGACUUCGCUUCUCACGAGCGACCGAUGGCAUGGAAUGCAUACGGGUCCCAGGCGGUGAAGUCCGCAUUGGGGACGACUCUAUGCAGAGCGAGCGUGACAAUGAGGGCCCGAGCCAUCCAGUGCACCUGAGCAGCUUCCUGAUGGAUGUUGAGCCGGUGAGCAUGGGUGCCUUUGCGCGCUUCCUCAAUGCCGCGCAGCCGACACAGGACGAGCUCUUUGACUGGUGCCUUCUGCCAGCUGAAGAUGCGAGAUGCUGCCACAUACCCCUCACACUCACGGAGAGUGGUUGGCAGGUGAAGCCGGGAGUGCCCCCAAACUGGCCAAUGAUCCUUGUGUCCUGGUAUGGUGCCAAUGCCUACGCACUCUGGGCACAUGGUCGCGACUGGCACGGCUACAAAAGUGCGAGAGAGAGCUUUCUGCCCACAGAAGCUCAGUGGGAGUACGCUGCCCGUGGCGUCGAGCCCCUACAGUAUCCAUGGGGCAACGAGGAGGCAACGGCCGAGUUGCUGAAUGUUUGCUGGGAUACCAGCGCAUACGACAACAAGGGCAACAUGGCGGCACAUGUCGCCGCACCUUUGGAGGAGCUACCCCUGGUGGGGGUGAAUGCAUGCUUGGGAAUGUCUCCCUUUGGUUUCAGAGGAAUGGCUGGUAAUGUGUGGCAGUGGUGUCGUGACACGUACCACAGCAACUUUUACCUCGCAACGGAAGCGAGUCUACCCGAUGCCUGGAACUCUGAAGACGGUGCCCUCAAGAGCGAACGGGGAGGAAGCUGGGUAGGCCCCGCAUCGCUCGCGCGCAGCAGCUAUCGCAGAGGCCGGCACCCAGAGGCCAAGGGGCGAUGCUUGGGCUUCCGGUGUACGGCACCUGCCUCCAUUCUCGAGAACUAUCUGUCAUGGGUCUCCUUCCCCAAGCUUCAAUUCGAAAUCCGAUUGACCGCGCGAUGUUUCAACUGCCAAAACUGCUGCCUUUCUUGCAGUCUCGCCGAGGCUGUCCAAAUAUACGGAAGCAAGGAAGCCUUCCAGCGAGAACGCGUUAUCGGACAGCUGGAGCUUGACCGGAUACUGACACCGUCUGCUCCAGCCUCGGCUGGGAAGGGCUUUGCUCGUGUGAUGAGAGUAUGGCACCCUGAGAUCCGGGAUGCCUACGAGACGUUGCCGUUGACAACAGAGCCCGUGACAGACACAGCCCCCUCCGGGCUGGGCGAGCACCCAGAAAUCUCUGACGACCUCGACUGCGAUCCGCAACAACGGCCGCAGACCGAGCACGCGAUGGAGGAUGUGCAAUCAGUCCGCCGCGACAGAGCCGACAGCUUGUUUGAUCAGAAGGAGCCAAAGAACUUCUUGCCUCCCGGUGCCAACCCUGCAGAGAAACACUUGGCAUGGACGCGCCGGUUGGAGGAGACUGACAACUUCGUGGUGGAUGCCGAGGAUGCAUAUGGUGAUCUGGCUGGGGGCUUACAGCAUGAUUUUGCAAGACGCCACAGUGCCGUGGGCUCAGAGUUGAAGAUAGUUGAAGACCAGCCCAAGUCGGUUAAAGGAGCCUACCUAGGAAGAACCGCACCAGAAGCACAACCAGCCCAAAUGGACUGCCAACCUUGGCACAAUACCGGUGACAGCUGUGGUAGGCAUCGGUGGCUGAUUAUGCAGGACCACGAGUUCUCGUCCAUUGCAAAGGAUUUGCCGGGGUUUCGGCAUUCCUUCUGCAAAAGCGUUUGUUCCUCGCUGGGGUUGCCAGCACAUGGCAACUGCGUGGAGGUCGUGAAUGUCACAAACGGCAGUGCGACUGCGAUCAUCGCGGAGUUCCUAUUGCGGCCCCGCUCUCACACAGACUCGCGAACUGGCUUAGAACUUGCUCAGCUUCUGGAGAAGCAGAUCACUUCACCUUAUAGUGCAUUGCGAAGGGGCCCGAUCGGCAAAUACCUGGGCAACGCCUUCCUGUUGUCAGCAGCAUCCCAGACGGUGUGUGACAGCGAGCUCUUGGGUCCGGAAGAGUCCCAAGGUCUUAAAGGACCUGUGCAUCUCAACACAAAAACCAGCUAUGAAUCAUGGGGCUGGUCCUCGCCGCCUCCUGCACAGCAGAGCUUGGAUCCUGCCAGAGCACAGCAAGCACAGACUUUUUGCUGCUUUCGGCCGAGCAGCUGCAACUUUGGCUGGGCCUUCCUGGACAGCCGAGUCUCCGCCUGGUCAACGGGAGAAGGAGGGAACUAUGGAGACAUUGUGCGAGUGCACAUGGCUCUCGAUGGUGCACCUCUUCCCAGCAUCAUCGCCAAACGGAUCCGGCCCAAAGAAGGCCUUGAGGUUGGAGACAUGCUGAAGCUCACCGAGCACACUCGCUUCAUGCAGGGCUUCCAGAUCGAGGCCGCUGCAUACAAGAACCUCUCCGAGGAGCUUCUUGCAGUCGACCUUGCAGUUCCCCGCACCUUUGCAGGUGUUUUGCAUGUCGAGGAGGUUGAGCUGGGCGACCCCUUCGUGAUAUUGCUGGAGGAUCUUUCUUUGCGCUUCCCACGGGGUGCCGGAGCAGCUGUUCGCCACUUCCGCGGCGCCGAAACACUGGCAGCCCUGAGGUGGCUUGCAGGCUUCCAUGCCCUUUUCUGGGAGAAGCCUUUCGCUCAGCAGCGUGGGCUCUGGCAGCAAGGCAGCUACUGGAUCCUGGACAAGCUUGGGCAGCUUCAGCUCGAAGCUCUGCCUGCUGAUUUCAGCAACCGCUACCUCACGGCUCAGGAGACGCAGAGGCUCCGCAGAGCAGCUCUCGCUGUGCAUCAACGUCUGGCCGGCAAAGAUCCGGAACAUCCUGGAAAGACGAACUCCCGCUUUCGCACACUGGUGCAUGGCGAUGCGAAGCCUGAGAACAUGCUUUGCAGCGAGGGCCUGGCGCCUCGCUGCGCAGCUUUGGACUUCGGCUGGGUCGGCGAAGGUUACGGUGUGCGUGAUGUGGCAUAUUUGCUUUGGGACCAGAUAGCAACAAACGUGGUCGAGGACUUGUUGUCCGAGUAUCACACCAUGUUGUUGGACCAGCUGCCGCCUGCUGCAAGAUCUCCAUACUCGCGAACCGUCUUGAAGCAACACUUUGAUCUGGCCGUGCUGGACUUUAUUCGCUGGGAGCUCGGAUUCAAAGGCGGCACGCACUUCUGGGCGAUGCCCUGGGCAAUCCAGACUGUUCGCACUGUGCUCGACCAACUGGACGGGGGUGUCGUGCGCUCACCAGCGCACUAUGCGACAGCCGUGGCCCGCGACGUGAAGCUUCCGGCUACCGUGCAAGAUGGUGAGGCACAAACUGACAGCUACGAGCCUGACGCUCUGUGUGACUAA
Molecule: messenger RNA, 3771 nt
Organism: Symbiodinium necroappetens
Lineage: Eukaryota; Dinophyceae; Suessiales; Symbiodiniaceae
Source: the annotation of a GenBank genome assembly